GGCAGCAAUGUAGCACAUGAAAGUGCAAGAGCCUAUUUUGCAAUUAACAGAACAAAUUAGAGGAGAAAUGUGACUCCAUCAAAUAAACAGGAGGUCUGCUAUGCAUGCCGAUUACCAAAGAUGCCCUUCAAGUUCCAAGGCCUAUCCAAACGGCUAAAACCCUGACUCACCCUUAGUCUUAGCUGGAAAAACCCCAUAAAACACCUCUCCUGGAGGAGCUGAUCGAUUAUCAAUCCUGAGUCAUCAUCAUCAUGGGAACCCUGGGAAGAGCAGUGUAUACAGUUGGGUUUUGGAUCAGAGAGACGGGUCAAGCCCUCGAUCGCCUUGGCUGCCGUCUCCAAGGAAAUUAUUAUUUCCAAGAACAAUUGUCUAGACACCGUACAUUGAUGAACAUAUUCGAUAAAGCUCCUCUGGUUGAUAAGGAAGCCUUUGUAGCCCCAAGUGCCUCCAUCAUUGGGGAUGUUCAAGUGGGAAGAGGGUCAUCUAUUUGGUAUGGAUGUGUUCUGAGAGGAGAUGUUAACAGCAUCACUGUUGGGUCUGGAACUAAUAUACAGGAUAACUCCCUUGUUCAUGUGGCAAAAUCCAAUCUAAGCGGGAAAGUGCUUCCUACCAUCAUUGGAGAUAAUGUAACUAUUGGUCAUAGUGCUGUUUUACAUGGCUGUACUGUUGAGGAUGAGGCUUUUGUUGGUAUGGGAGCUGCGCUUCUUGAUGGAGCAGUCUUGGAGAAGCAUGCCAUGGUUGCUGCGGGUGCCCUUGUGAGGCAAAACAUGAGGAUCCCCAGUGGACAGGUCUGGGGAGGUAAUCCAGCCAAGGUCCUCAGAAAGCUCAGUGAUGAAGAGAUAGCCUUUAUAUCCCAAUCUGCAACCAAUUACUGCAACCUAGCACAGGUCCAUGCUGCUGAAAAUGCAAAAUCCUUUGAUGAGAUUGAAUUUGAGAAAGUUCUUCGCAAGAAGUAUUCUCGCCGUGACGAGGAGUAUGAUUCAAUGCUAGGAGUUAUUCGUGAAACUCCACCAGAACUCGUUCUUCCAGAUAACAUCUUACCAGAUAAACCACAAAAGGGCACCCAGUAAGAUCUUUUUUUUAGUUUGAUAGUAUGUUUACACCUAUUCGCUUGCCCCUCGAGGCUUCAUGGUCAGUAGAAGCUAUCCUCUGCAAAUAUCUAAUCCGGAAAUGGUCGGUCACCUCCUUCCAGAAUAACACUAUAGACUUCUUUAAGGGUAGAUUCAUGCAUCACGACACUUGCAUCUGAACUUCUGGCUCAGCUAGCUAAUCUUUAUCUCCGGAGAUGCUUUUUUCCUCUCCGGAGAGAAACCAAUGUUGCGGAGCAAUAUGCACGAAUAGCCGCCCUUUGUUGGCUGAUACCCUUUAUUUUACGCAACGUCUAACGUUCUCUUGUUUUCCUUAUUCUUGAAUAUCCUGUAGAGCUAACGUCCCAAUCUUGAGCGACCAAUCUGAUCCUUUUUAAGUUCUGGAGAAGUUUAUCAGACAGUGUGGAUCAGUUAUACUUCGAAAUUACUACUAUCUCUUUUGCUGUAUGUCAAACUGUUUGAUUAGUUCCAGCUCAAACUCAUCUCUUCUUAAUUCUUAACGCCAAAAGAAAAUUAAAAAGACAAAAAAAGGGGGGUUGUAGUGAAUACUUUUUGUGGACCUCAAAUUGCUGCCUGAAAAUUAUUCCAUAUGCUGCUAAAAUGACCCGGCCUGCUAGGCUAUAGCUGUAGCAGGAUCUAAUGGCUAAUCCAUGUGCAUCAGCCUGAGCAUGAUUGGAGAAACAAAUAGCAAGUACUAAUAAACUACUAGUAAUUCUUCUUCUUUCAGAAGUAAAUUAUAAUUAUGUGGAAGGACUGACAUAUUCCCUGUAAUUGUUGCGUAUCCAAAAGUUUGAAUAACAAAAGUGGAAUCUUGAAAAGUGUUGGCCGACUGGAGCAGGAAGAGGCAAAGAAGAUGAGCCAUCCCGGAAAUUCAGCUGCUUUCUGGACUAUAUUAAAAACAAAAGGGCUUGUCCUUUGUCCUCUCAAUCAUUCCAAGCAUGCAUGAUUCGAAUCUUUUUAUUUGUUUGGCUCUCCUGGAUUCUUUGCCAAUUGAACUUGUAUGCGUGGAUUGGACCCCC
This is a messenger RNA of Coffea arabica (coffee), 2107 nucleotides long. RefSeq names its product gamma carbonic anhydrase 1, mitochondrial. The record is from RefSeq and is a predicted model, not a curated record. NCBI's taxonomy places the organism in Eukaryota, Viridiplantae, Streptophyta, Magnoliopsida, Gentianales, Rubiaceae.